Macrosteles quadrilineatus (aster leafhopper) is the source of this 4210-nucleotide messenger RNA. RefSeq names its product protein argonaute-2-like. Bases 152 to 3640 code for a protein of 1162 amino acids. Lineage: Eukaryota; Metazoa; Arthropoda; Insecta; Hemiptera; Cicadellidae. The record is from RefSeq and is a predicted model, not a curated record. Gene Ontology annotation, molecular function: RNA binding; protein binding. The transcript has 24 exons.
AAGUGAAGUAGUGAAGUGAACUGUAUUAUUGACUAUAGGCCUACAUGUACUCUAAAAGAGGCAAAUAUUGUUUAAUUUUACUCGUAUCACCUCUAAUUUAAUCAAAUAACAGAUAACUUUGAGAAAGAAUCACUCACUAGCAUAACUCCUAAUGGGAAAGAAGAAAGGAGGAGGAGGUAAAGGAGGAGGAGGAGGAGGCGGCGGUGGCGGCGGAGGAGGUCAACAACCUCCAUCACAGCAACAACCUCCACCCCAGCAACAACAACCUCCACCCCAGCAACAACAACCUCAACCCCCGCGACAGCAGCAACAGAGGGCAGGCCCCCCUCCUGGGCCAGAUUUCGCUGGUGGAGGAGAUUUCCCCAGCAUUGGAGGGGGAGGAGGUGGUGGGAGAGGAGGUGGGAGAGGAGGUCGGGGCAGAGGACAGGAUGGAGGCCGAGGCGGACGCGGUGGUAGACAAGGAAGAGGAGGGGAAGGAGAUGGACCACAGGGUCCACCUCAAGCGCCAGCCCAAGGACAAGGAAGAGGGCAAGGACCUCCAGGAGCCCAGAGUUUUCCACCACCGGGAUUACAAGCUCCACAACAUCAAGGAGGUCCAUUUCAGCAACGAGGACCCCCUCAACAAUUUCAGCGAGGACCCCCUCCUCAGCAAGGACCCCCUGCUCAACAAUGGGGACCUCAACAACAGCAACGAGGACCCCCUCCUCAGCAACAGGGAGGACAGUUCCAGCCACGAGGACCCUCUCCUCAACAACAGGGAGGACAGUUCCAGCCACGAGGACCUGCUCCACAACAACAAUUCCAGCAACGAGGACCCCCUCCUCAGCAACAGGGAGGACAGUUCCAGCCACGAGGACCUGCUCCACAACAACAAUUCCAGCAACGAGGACCCCCUCCUCAGCAAUAUCAACAAGGACCUCCUGUUCAACAACAAGGGCCACCUCAACAACAACCUCAAGCAAGACCACCUCCCCAACAACAGGCUAAACAGGGGUCACCUGAAUGGUCAGAUGCUUCAUCCGACUCAUCUAGUUGGGCUGGGGACAUUACUGCGGGAAUAUCUCAAGUGUCUAUCACAAUGUCACCGAAGAGAUCCGACACAUCUGCUGGCUUGUGGAAGAUACCUGAGCGGAAGAUAAAAUGUGAUAAAAACAUGAUGGUCGGGACAAGGGGAAGACCCAUUAACCUUGAGGUCAAUCAUCUUGCGCUGACCUUGAAUAAAAUUGGUUUAGCAAUUCACUAUGAUGUUGACUUCAAGCCAGAUGUUCCGAAAAAAAUGCUGAGAAAAGCAAUGGAAGAGAUGAGGAAGCGGCAUUUCCCUUCCCGCCACCCGGCAUUUGAUGGACGGAAGAAUCUCUACUCGUACGGUGACCUACCUAUACCUGGAGAUGGGGUGACUGAUACAGUCUCAGUAAGUGAUGAGGAACGUGACAGACCCAAGGAGUUUAUUGUUACAAUCAAACGAGUAUCAUCUGUGGACCUGGGGCAGAUCGCUGCCUACCUCAACAAUGGAGUUGGGUUUCCCCAGGAUGCUAUUCAAGCUCUGGAUAUUGCCUUGCGUAACCCCUCCGCAAUGAGGUUUACUCCAGUCGGCCGAUCUUACUUCACCCGGCCAAGUAACCGAAUCAUCCAACUCGGCAAUGGCUUGGAGCUUUGGUAUGGUUUCUACCAAAGUGCCAUCUUAGGGUGGCGUCCCUUCCUCAACGUUGAUGUUGCCCACAAAGGGUUCCCGGAGGCGAAAAAUCUUCUGGACGUCAUGCUUAUGAUUAAAGAUAAGAACAAGCGCUGGAACGACCCUGGAUCCACAUUAGACGAUUUACAACGUAACGGACUGCAGCGUUAUGAGAUAGAAGACUUUGUCAAGUUCAUUAGAGGUCUCAAGUGUGAGUGUAUGCUGCCUAACCAGCCCCACACUCGGAGAGUGUACAAGAUGAACGGUUGCAAAAAACCCUGCUCCGAGCACAGGUUCCGUCUUGAGAACGGGACACAAAUGACCAUCGGGGAGUAUUAUCAGCGAGAGAAAAACUACAGGCUGAGAUUCCCCCAUCUUCCCAGCAUCUGGGUCGGCCCGGAGAACAAAGAAAUCUGUCUGCCACCUGAGCUUUGUACUGUUCUUCCUGGUCAAGUGACCAAUCGCAAGAUGGAUGAGGUUCAGACGGCUGCUAUGGUGAAAGCUGCAGCAAGACCUGCUGACGAGCGCAAGAAGAAGAUCUAUGAAGCUAUGGCGUCUGCUGGAUUCAACAAAGAUCCGUGCAUCACUAAUGAGUUCGGUAUCUCCGUUGCUCAAGAGUUCCAAAAGAUCAAGGGCCGAGUUCUAGAAGCUCCGGCACUCGAAUACGGAAACAAGAAGAUGGUAAGGUCUAGGGCAGGCGUGUGGAGGGCAGAACAAUUCAUGAAGCCCAUGAACCUGGAGAGAUGGGUUGUGAUUACAUUGUGUCGCCGGGGAGAUGAACCUUCACUGAGAAACUUUGCUCGUACAAUGAAUCAGCAAGGCCGAACACUUGGCAUGAACAUUGCUGAGCCGUUCAAGUACGUAGUUCUUUCAAACAUCGAGAACCUCAAUCGAGUGAACGGCGAUCAGUUAAAGCGUAUCAUCGGGCCUCACUUCCAAACAUACAAGAAGGAAGGAGCUCAGUUGGUGGUGGUGAUCAUACCUGAUCAGCCAAAGGAAACGUACAGCAAGGUUAAACUGACGGCUGAGAUAGACACAGGUCUACUUACACAGUGUAUCAAGGAAAGAACCUUUCAAAAAAUGAAUCCAGCUACUGCAGGGAAUAUUCUCCUCAAGAUCAAUGCCAAACUCAAUGGCAUCAAUCAUUCAGUUGACAGGAACAGAUGCCCUAUAAUCAUGAGAGAGCCGACAAUGUUGGUAGGGGCUGAUGUCACUCACCCCUCCCCAGACCAGACCAACAUCCCUUCAGUGGCUGCGGUGGCUGCCAGCCAUGAUCCCAGAGCCUUCAUGUACAACAUGAUCUGGAAACUUCAACCUCCCCGCGUGGAAAUCAUCCAGGAAUUGGAGGAGAUCAUGAAGAAACAGCUCAUGUUUUUCUACAAGAAGACUGGUCAUAAACCGGUCAAGAUCGUCUUCUACAGGGAUGGAGUCAGCGAAGGACAGUUUAAUCAGGUUCUGUCAGCCGAGAUGUCUGCGAUCAGGAGAGCUUGUCAGAGCUUGAGUUCCGACUACAAGCCAGCCGUGUUGUUCCUGGUGGUGCAGAAGCGCCAUCACACAAGAUUCUUCCCCACUCGCCCGGAAGAUGAGGACGGGAAGAACAAGAAUGUGCCUCCUGGCACCAUUGUGGAUACGAUGAUCACACAUCCGAAGGAGAUGGACUUUUACUUGGUCAGCCAUGCUAGUCUGCAGGGUACCAGCCGACCCACCAAGUACCAUAAACUUUACGAUGACAUAGACAUUGGAGAGGACGACUUGGAGGAGUUGACAUACUAUUUGUGCCACUUGUUCUCUCGUUGCACUCGCUCUGUCAGCUACCCGGCACCGACAUACUAUGCCCAUCUGGCAGCAGCUCGGGGCAGAGUCUACUUGGAGGGGGCUGGCAUCAAUCUCACGAACCUUAAACAGGAGAUGAACACCCGAACAAUUCAAGAGGUUAUCGUCAACGACUCUCCCAUGUUUUUUGUGUAAAUUGUUGUCAUUACAUUACUGAAAAAAUGCUGUUGUUUCUGCCUCGCAUUGUCUAUAUUGUUCUAUAUGGGAUGGGAUCGAUUAACCAUUUAUUGCUUAGGAUCUGUAAUUUAUUUGGAAAGAUCUUUGGAUGUACUGCAGUUCAUAUAGCCAACCUGCAUUUACAAUCUUUAAUGUUAUCAAGAAUCUUUUUUAUAUUAUUCGUUUGUAAGUUUUCAUGUAGUACCAAUUAAUUUUGUUUAUCAAGCAGCAACAUCUAUGUUUUCCCCCUUUGAUUUUACCAUUUCUUACUAAGAAUUUGUUGUUUGUGAAAUAAUCAUCUUUUGAAGCUAGUGCAAUUCAUAUAGCAACCUGCAUUACCAACUAGUUUAAUAUUUAUUCAUCCAAGUACCAAUUCAUCUUGUUUUUCAAGAAGCAACAUACGUUUUGGUUUGAAUUUGGUUCAAGUUUAGUUACUAAUGAAAUGAUGAAAUAUGGUAAUUGAAAUGAUUUUGUACAAUUGAAACACAUUGUGUGUACAGAAAGAUGUAGUUUGUAUUCAGAUAUUUAUUAAUACAUUUUAUAAACCAA